Racocetra persica is the source of this 286-nucleotide messenger RNA. Lineage: Eukaryota; Fungi; Glomeromycota; Glomeromycetes; Diversisporales; Gigasporaceae. The record is from the annotation of a GenBank genome assembly.
GAAACAGUAGCAACAUUUCUAUUAUUCAAAUAUAUGAAGAUAAAUUAGAAAUCUCUCAAGAAGCAUAUAAUAGUGAUGAAGAUAACUUUUUCAAUACUUAUGAAAGUGAAACCAAUCUAGAUGAAAUUGAAAGUUACUAUAUUGAUGACAAACUAGGCCAGUAUCAAGAAAUACAAUAUGAAAUCGAUACUAGUAAUGCAAGGCCUAUUAAACAAUCAGCUUAUCAGGCUUUGCCAAAUAAACAAGACUUUUUAAAUAAAGAAAUAGAAAAAUUGUUAAACAACAA